GCGCGGAGCGGCUCCGCGGAGGCAGCGAGGGCGGAGGAGGAGGAGGAGGAGGAGGAGGAGGAGGAGGAGGGAGAGGGAAGGCGGGGGGCAGAGAAAGUUGGGAGGAAAUAGCCCGGGAAAAGUGGCACUCGCGGAGCCCGCCGGAGCGGGGAGGAAAUAAAAGCGGCGGCGGGCAGGAAGUGUGAGGAGGAGGAGGAGGAGGAGGAGGAGAGGGGAGGAAGCAGCGGCAGAAGAGAAAGCAAAAGCCGCGCGGCGGCGGCUCGGUGCCGCCCGGGCCGGCAUCGGCGGCGGGGCCAUGGCCCGGGAGGGCGGCGGCGGCGGCGGCUCCUGGAAGAAGCAGGCCGAGGACAUCAAGAAGAUCUUCGAGUUCAAGGAGACGCUGGGGACGGGUGCAUUCUCUGAAGUUGUUUUGGCUGAAGAGAGAGCUAGUGGGAAGCUAUUUGCAGUCAAGUGCAUUCCCAAGAAGGCACUGAAGGGAAAGGAAAGCAGCAUAGAGAAUGAAAUUGCAGUCCUGAGAAAGAUCAAGCAUGAAAAUAUAGUUGCCCUGGAAGACAUAUAUGAGAGUCCGAACCAUUUAUAUCUGGUCAUGCAAUUGGUGUCCGGGGGAGAGCUUUUUGACCGCAUAGUCGAGAAGGGCUUCUACACUGAGAAGGACGCGAGCACCUUGAUACGCCAGGUCCUGGAUGCCGUGUACUACUUGCACAGGAUGGGCAUCGUGCACAGGGAUCUCAAGCCUGAGAACCUGCUUUACUACAGCCAGGAUGAAGAAUCAAAAAUCAUGAUCAGUGAUUUCGGAUUGUCAAAGAUGGAGGGUAAAGGAGAUGUCAUGUCCACAGCCUGCGGGACUCCUGGAUAUGUUGCUCCUGAAGUGCUGGCCCAGAAACCCUACAGCAAAGCCGUGGACUGCUGGUCCAUUGGGGUUAUUGCAUACAUCCUGCUCUGUGGAUAUCCCCCCUUCUAUGAUGAAAAUGACUCCAAACUCUUCGAGCAGAUCCUUAAGGCGGAGUAUGAGUUUGACUCUCCAUAUUGGGAUGACAUCUCCGAGUCUGCUAAAGACUUUAUUCGGAAUUUGAUGGAGAAAGACCCUAAUAAAAGAUAUACCUGUGAGCAAGCAGCGCGGCACCCUUGGAUCGCUGGUGAUACAGCACUCAAUAAAAACAUCCACGAAUCUGUCAGCGCUCAGAUCCGAAAGAACUUUGCAAAAAGCAAGUGGAGACAAGCGUUCAACGCCACGGCCGUCGUGAGGCACAUGAGGCGGUUGCACCUCGGCAGCAGCCUGGACAGCGCGAGCGCCGGCGUGUCGAGCGCCCUCAGCCUCGCUACGCCGCUUCCCGACGGAGCCGCCCGCAAAGAUUGUAUGUCUCCAUCCACUCUGUGUAGUUUUGUUUCAUCCGCUUCUUCGGGCGUUUCUGCGGUAGGAGGGGACCGGAGACCCAGACCCACCACAGUGACAACAGUGCACACAGGGAGCAAGUGACGGGCGCAGGCGGGGAGCGGCGGCCCAGGUGUCCGCGCCGUCAGGUUUUCUCGGAGCGAUCCCACCCUGCAUUGCGCGCUCAGCGAAGGACUAGAAGAAAGAAGAUUUUUUUAUGGCCAUAUUUUAUACUGCAAUUCUGAAAUGUUUCAUUUAUCACAAACUGCAAUGACUCCAGGGGGAAUGGAUCUAACAGUCUCUGGUGCUGUACAUAUAUAUACAUAUAUAUAUAAAUAUAUAUAUAUAUAUGUGAGUCUAGCAAUGUUCUAACUAAUGAACACUCAUUCUUUUCCCCAGUGAUUUACUCUUUUCUCAGCGUAGGUAACAGUAUAUAUUGUAUUUUUUUCCAUUAACUACGAACAUCUCAACUGGAUUAUUUAAAUAGAGAUACUUUUCUGAGCAUUAUAUAUUUUUUUCUUUUAAAAAGUACUUCCAGUAAUGUUCCUCCUUCCAGUUUGCUGGGGAAUAGGUUAUUUCUGUAGGUAGGAAUUUACAUUAACUUUGCAACACAGGAGGAUUGCAAUGGCUUGCCAUUUUUAACUCCUCAAAUUGGACUGCAAAUCUGUCUGGCUUUAGCAGAGCUGUUACUGCUCGGAUUAAGAAAAACUGCUGCUUUCCCUCCCCUCCUCCUCCUUGAAAGCCAUGGCGAGAGUUGAAUUGCCGCCAGCUGGAAGUUAGCUCAAAUCUGGCCGAAUUUCCGUAGUGCCGGGGAUCAGCAGCACCCCGCGUGUCGGAGGAGAGGCAGGUAUCCAGCGCCUUUCGGGAGCUCACCAGAGCUGAGCUAGCGAAACGGUAGAGGAGAGUCUCAUUUUGCAGCUCUUACCCGCUUCGUAGUCCCUUCGGACGGAAGGAAAGGAUGGUGUGGGGCUCCGAGUCCUAGUUUUACUCUGCCCCAGCUGCCUCCAGGCCUGGCCUCGGACUUGGAGCGCAUCUGGUCGAGGUCUCCAGGGCAGGGGCUCAGCACCUGCGGCUGUGCUUGGCUUCGGCUGCGGUUGCUGGUGCUCAGCACCUCUCAGAGGCAGCCGGUGUUGAAGCCACUAAAAUAUCGGAAACCAAAUAGAGAAGUUUGGACCUUAAUUUCUACGUGCCUCGGUUUCGCCUCCUGGGAGAGGGGUGGUACUUGCACUCCUCCAUAAAGCACUUCCAGGGUCUCAGGUGCAAAGUGCGGGAUCCAGGAGUAUCAUUGCUUCAUCACUGUUAGCACCAGCCAGGGCGGAGGGCCGGAGAGGAGCUGGGGAAAGCAGGGCCCCUCCGAAAGGCAGAUGCAUGUGCACGGGCCGCGGUGCACAGCCUCCCUUCCUCUUCCUCCCCAAGAGUUCAUAUACAAAAGCUAACUCAAUUGCCCUGUUUUUUUUGUUACUGAAACACACGCACAUCCCAGGCUACGUAUGCUGGCGUGUCAUUUAGGAACAGCCACUGUUACUGUCGUGCAGCAAGUGCAUUUAAACAGCUUGGACUGGAAAGGAGACCUGUUCGCCAUCUGACCUCAUUUGCUGAAUGUCUCCAGGUUGCUUUGGUGUCGUUCACAGCUUUGGUUUUCUUUCCAGGAGGAGGAGAGGGAGGCAGGCAGGAGGAGCAGGCGCCCGCGCCCUGCCACUGUGAGCCGCUCGUACCCCAGACCGCUCCGUCCCCGCAGAGAGGUGCAAGCCAUUUCCCCCCGAAUGGGCCCUGUUGCCGCAUUCGUGUCAUUUAUCCUGCACAAGAAAUUGCGAAAGCCAGUCACAGACACAGCUGAAUGUAUAAGGCAAUAGUGACCGCGCUGCAAAAAGCCAUAAGAUACUUUUCAUUGAGACUUCAAAACCCUGCUUCAGUUGUCUGGCUUUUGCCCGGCAGAGCCGGGAUUUCAUCCAUCCUGCUUUGAGUGCUAAAGGCUGGAAAAGCAGGUGCCAGGGAGUGCUGACUCUGCUCGAGGAGGUCACUUCUUUGGUGGCACUUAAAGCUGUUGCACGCAGUAGAUCUCUCGUUUCCUCAGUAUUAACCUGUUCCCAGUUUCUGGAGAGGACAGAGUCCAAGUCCCCCGGGAGUUCCCAUCUCCAGCAUGCCCAGGUAGCCGCUUGUGAAACCUCGUGGCUAAGGCCACAGCAGAGAGCCAGGUCUCCAGCUUGCAGGAGCUGGAGGAACUCUAGCAGAGUCCACCGAGUUUCUGCAGUUUUAGGCAUCGGUAGACCUGGCCCAGUGUGUGUUAGUGAUGUGUGUGACCAGUGAUGGACCUACUCAGGUUAUGGUUGCCAUAGCAAAGCCGGAAAGCUGCGGUAUUCUUAUUUUAGGAAAGAUGGCAGAUACGAGGUCUCUCUGAGGUUGGUAGCAAAGCUCCAUAUAAUUUCCCUGGUGGGACCUUCUGUCCAAGAUCUGGGCAGACAGACGGGCAGGGAUCUCCUCGCUGCGAGGCUCACUUCUCUCCCCUGCCCCUCCACACACAUAAGCUCAGCUGGCCAUGGUCUGCUCCAGUUGCCUGUAUGUAAAUAGGCAAUAUCCCAGUUUGGAGUCACUGGCGUUCUCCACAUUAACACUCGUGCAGCCAAGAGCGGGAUUUGGUUAGGGACUAUGUUUGUCUUUGUACAAUUGUGUAUAAGGCCAAGGGUCGAGCACCCCUUCUUUGCAUUUUCUUCUGAAAUCCGAGGUUGGAGUUGAAUGUCAUUUAGUUGCUGAGGGCACCAAUCAAAGUACAGCAUCCAAACAUAUCUUGCAGAAAAAAAGGAAAAGAAAAUGGAUUGCCAUCUGUGAAGCAAAGAGCAGUGAUGCAAGCAAAGGCAGAGGUGCGCUUCUGCAGUCGGGGGAGGGCCCCCCUUGGUCCCGCAUGCCGGCCGCCCCUCCGUGCUUGCUGCCUUCUGUAUUUUGCUUUGGGAGGGGUGUUCUGCUGUCCUUCCAAACUUGGAGCUGGGGUUUUUUCCUUCCUAUAAGUAAUAUUCUGCUAUAGUUGUGUAAUUUAUUGUCAUUCUCUUUGGCUUGUUAUCAACUGCCAGGAGCUUAAGAUGAGAAACAGAAGCACUUAAAAGCAAAAUUGUUUCUUUCUGCUGCAGUUUUGGGUGAUGGGAAGCUGGGGUUUUUUUGUAUCGGUAAAAUAGGGCUGGAGAUCUAACAGGUGUUCAUGACAGGCGAAGGGUAGAGAUCUUUAUUGUUGCUGAGUCAUAAAGUGUCUCUCUUGGUUAAAAACUUCUUAAAUCUGUGCAAAGCUGUUAACGGGGGUGACUUAGCAGAAGCCAGGCCACCUUGCCCACGCGAGGUCUUUACGGGCCAGGUUUUCGAAGGUGGCUAGAGACGUCUGCCCCUUGGCAGCACAGCUCCGUGUGGCAAACACCAACGUCACUUGCCGGGGAGGCUGCGGUGCCAUCGCCUAUCCUUCCCCCUCAGCAGCCCGCCGCGUACCUCUGCUCAGCGAGUCCCCUACCCGAAUGCAGAAGCCAAGAGCAAAUAACGUGCACGUGGGGAAAGGGCUCCUAGCCGAAAAGCGGACGAUCCAAACCAAAUCCACAGCAAGCCUUACCAUGAAGGAGCGGGUAGAAAAAUCACUCUGGGCUCUUCCCAAAUGGAGCCGUCUUACUAAACCACGUGCGAUUCGCUCCUCCCAUGAGGACUUCGCCUGGACUCCCCUGUUCGUUACCCUUUUCUGCUUUACUUUACUGGCACCAAUGUGCUUUCAAUUUGUGACCUGUUUUCCUCCGCUCCUUCCCCUUCUUUCUUUCUCUUUGCUUGCAGCUUUGCUUGCUGCUUUUUACCUCCAGAGCCCAGCUCUGAUGCCCACCGCAGUGUUACUCUGGGAAAAAACCUCCAGCAAAGCUCGGGCUGGCCCCUUGGCCUGCAGAAGUGCGAGGACAGGCCACCUGCGACCGCUGUGACACCGAAAGUCGGUACUGCAGUGCCAGGGGCUGAUUUUUGCAUGUGACUUCAUUGCCGGUGCCUCCCAGCUCUACGGGAUCACACCUUGUGCGAUGCGAAGCAGAUGCCGCUGCUGCAGCACAGCUAGUGGGGAGGUCAGAGCGGGGGGCAGUGCUGGCAGGGAUGCUUUCCUGAGGCUGCGUUACCCAGCUGGUAACGGCUCUUCUGUCCUGGUGGCCCUGGUUGCAGAAGCCUCUGCCUUUUGGCACGUGGGAAGUCCCUUUUAAUGGGCUUGCUUGCCCGCUUGCUCCCGUGUGUGCUUGCCUGGCGGAGCUGGGGCCUCCGUGCAUCCCGGAGGGCGUCAUGGGAAGGGAGUUUUGCCUCCGCUAGCGUGGUUAUUCGCCCCCGAAACCGGAGGCGAAGAAUUACACUCACUCAAGCAAAGAAUGGAAACACACACGGAGACUACUCUAUCCAAGGAAAACAACAUCGAAAGCGGGAGCGGCAGCAGGCUUGCUCGCACGGAGGAUUAGCUGGCAGAUCGUUCCCGGUGAGGGUUGAAUGAGGAAAUGGCAACUUGCUCCCAAAUGUUUUGCGAGCAGAAUUUCUCCUGGGAAGUUAGUCCUUGCAGAUUACUUGCCCAGCAGCAGUUUUACACAUUCCUGUUAAUUUAUCCCUGGUUCCCUAUAGCCGUGUCCUGCCUUUAGAUCUGGUGUGCCGGGCAGGCUGCUGCCUGCGGGACAAGUGUGCAUGCAUGUGUGCGUAGUACGGCCCCAGGGAUCCCAGCUCCCGCCACUGGUUGAAAAUCAGGAGUUGGUUCAGGGGAUUUUUUGGUCUGACUUUGCCCAGUUGGGUCGAAGCUGUGUAAAUAGUGUUUGUGAUCAAGAAUAGGGCUCUUUAUCCCGGACUCUCGUUUUCAAGACCCCUGUCCCGUCACUAACAGUGCCACUGAUCUGUCCAGCUAGCAUUUUUUUUCCUCCUCUCCAUAAGUGGCAAGGUCAGAGGAGCAGCUCUUACAUUUUUCCACGCUCGAGAGUGGAACCAGGGCAUGUACGCUUGCAAGCGUUGUGAAAAAAACACUGCUGAACUAAUGAUGACAUCAAAAUGUCCAAUAAAUGCAUGAUACUGCACUGCAUGUAUUAAACUGCUGUUCACUGUUUCUGUAUUUCCCAAGCCUUUUUUUUCGGCACAUUGAAGCCAACCUUUUCUUCUAGGGAUUUCUUCUGGGUUUUGCUCUUAAAUGACUCAGUGUAUCUGUAACUCAAAAUCCAUCGUUUAGUUUGAGUAAAUGCAAAAGCCGGUGUUUUGUAAACAAGAUACUGCAAAGCCUGAUGAUGUAGUUUGUGUUUCUGUUGGAUGCUCUGCAGCUUGCACAGGAGGUUUCACCAUCCAGAGAUGCUUUUAAACUGUGCAGCAGUCACAUACACACGUCUAGGUUCAGGGAAUCAGGGUGGGGGAGUCCUUCUUUGAAUACGAUGUUAAAAAAUUCAAUCUGCAUUGAAAAAUCCUUCCCUGGGUUACGAACACUCAGGCCUGCCAAGAAGCAUGUUGGUGUGUCUUUGGGACUUUUUUUUUUUUGGUUUGGUUUUCCUAGGCAGAACUUCGGCUGGUUCGCUCAAUUCUUAGUAUUUUCCUCUUCCUAUGAGACAUUUCGUUCUCGCCUGUAGCAGAAUGAGCUGCAUUUUGGCAACUAAGGUGCUGUGAUUUUUUUGCCUGUGCAAAAUAGUUUCGGGAACUGAGCUAAUUAUCCCAUCCUUUCCGAAGCACCAGGUAUCAAAGCACCUUCCCCCCCGCCGCCCCCAACCUAAAUACUUGCAGUGGUCCUUGAAGCUCCAUGUGCUAGUACCACCAUUUACCUGCCCAAGAGCUUGGCCUGGCACUUUUCCUUCUUCCACGUGGGAAUCAUUCCCUUGCCUUCUCUUCUGUUAAUCGACCCAUUUUCACUUGCACUGGGCUUUCUGAGGCCGGGAAGGUGCAGCAGGCCACAUCGGUAGUACUGUUUCAGUACUAAUUAAUACUGCAUUAGCAUGGAAGAGGCUCGUGUUGCUGAAGCCGGGAGCGGAGCUGAGAGGGCUGGGACCGGCACCGCGGUAGGACACUUGCGCGGCUCCGGGUGACAGCGUGCCACGCGGCAGGGCUGCAGCAAAGCGUGCCGGUGGUGUAGGGAGCGAGCAUCAAUGUUGCAACCCCCCCCCCCGCCCCGCCACCGCCGAAAGCCUGGCUGGGGUUUUGCCCCCGUGGCCGUAAAUCCCGUGGAAAGCCCGGGCUCAGCAUGGUUCACGGCUCACGGCAGCACUUAGGUGAGCUCCAAGCUUUUCCAUCAUCCACAUCCCACCAGUGCAGCCCGGCAUCGCACUUGUUACGUCUCGCCGGGUCAAUACGUAGCGUCACCCCCAGCCGUCCCCGUGCGAAGAGCGUGGGAGGUCGUUAGCUCAACGAGACUCACGUUUCUGGUGGAUGCAAGUGCCACCAAGCCGCUGGCACUGUCCUCUCGCUGAGAAACAGCAUUUUGGUCAGCUUGGGGCUUUUUUUAUGUAAAUAUAUUUGAUUUGGGACAGCAAACAAACAAACGAAAGGCCCAGCCUGUCCAGAGUAAUGACUCCCCAGAUAUCCCCAACCAAGAAACAUCACUCCGUUUACUUUUAAUGAAAAUGCGAGCAUGUUUUCUACAAAGGCUUAAAUCUUAAUCAAGGAAUGUCCGUGUGCCUAAUCUUGCAGGUCUUGUGAUUGAUACAAGUUCAUAACAGCAUCCGUGUCCAAAAAGAAGGGAGAAUGUGUAUUUACUCCAUGCAUGUAUUAAGGCAUUGCAAAAGUUUUAUCUGCGUAAAUGAGUUUGCAGUAUUGCAAAUUGUUAAUGGGGCUACAUUGCAAGUGGUUCUCUGCCUUGACAAUCAUGUAUACAUAUCGAGAUUUCUAUCAUAAUGACAAUUUAAAGGGACGACUAAUUGUUUUCCUCCAAUAAAUCCAAUUAAAUCAC
Messenger RNA from Dromaius novaehollandiae (emu), 8267 nucleotides. RefSeq names its product calcium/calmodulin dependent protein kinase ID (gene CAMK1D). Gene Ontology annotation, biological process: peptidyl-serine phosphorylation. Lineage: Eukaryota; Metazoa; Chordata; Aves; Casuariiformes; Dromaiidae. The record is from RefSeq and is a predicted model, not a curated record. The coding region runs from base 296 to 1477 and encodes 393 amino acids. The transcript is spliced from 11 exons. Gene Ontology annotation, molecular function: calmodulin binding; calcium/calmodulin-dependent protein kinase activity; ATP binding. Gene Ontology annotation, cellular component: intracellular anatomical structure; cytoplasm.